AUGUCUCUCUCGACGAUCGCGCGAUGUGGACGUGCGAACACCCUUUCGAAGCCUUGGCGCGCGCUCGAGGUCGUCUUCGCGCGCGGCGCGUCGUCGAGCGCGUCCGUGUCGUCGACGAGCGACGAGCGUGCUGUUUCGACGUCGACGCCUCGACGCGCGCGCGUCGAUCCGUCCACGCUUCCGAGAGCGACGAACGCGGGGGCGACGCACACGGCGGAGGAGUUGGAGCGCGCGAAGGCGGAAGCGGAGGCCCGAAACGCUGAGAAACGACGGGCGUUUCAUCGCGCGCGAGGCGUGGACGUGGAUGAAAUCGGCGGCCCGCGAGGACUAGAGCCCACGCGGUACGGCGACUGGGAGAGGGCUGGUAGGGUUUCGGAUUUUUAA
Molecule: messenger RNA, 384 nt
Organism: Ostreococcus tauri
Lineage: Eukaryota; Viridiplantae; Chlorophyta; Mamiellophyceae; Mamiellales; Bathycoccaceae
Product: Protein of unknown function DUF1674
Exons: 1
Coding region: 1-384 (127 amino acids)
Biological process (GO): mitochondrial respiratory chain complex II assembly
Cellular component (GO): mitochondrion
Source: RefSeq, a predicted model, not a curated record